Messenger RNA from Carica papaya (papaya), 1548 nucleotides. NCBI's taxonomy places the organism in Eukaryota, Viridiplantae, Streptophyta, Magnoliopsida, Brassicales, Caricaceae. The record is from RefSeq and is a predicted model, not a curated record.
GGUUUGGAUUCACAGGAGUAUAACCCCCUGGUAUGCCACAUUGCAGAAAAAGAUGAUAUUAGCUGGGUCAAACUACAAUCAAAACUUCUGAACUACGAAAGGAGACUUGAGCAACUGAAUGUAGGCAUAACUACAAUCAAUCUUGGCAACCCAGCAGCUCACUAUGUGAAGAGUAACAAUCCCAGCAACAAGAACCAGAAUCAAUACCACUCUGGAGGUAGAUUUGGAAACAACUAUAGAGGGGUAAGAACUUUUAGAGGAAGAGGCAAUAAACAUGGUGGAAAUAAUAGACCUUUGUGUCAAGUAUGUGGCAAAAUUGGACAUGCUGCAGCAAUUUACUUUUACAGGUUUGACAAGAAUUAUAUGGGAGCAUUACCAGAUUCACAUAACAAGAAUCAACACCAACACUCUGUGUUCUUAGCGUCCAAUGAUAGCCUACCAGAUCUGGCCUGGUACAUGAACAGUAAUGCAAGUAGCCAUGUUACAAAUGAUGCUAACAACAUACAGAACAAACAAGAAUACCAUGGUAAAGAAACUCUAACUGCAGCGAACGGACAAGGAACGGGCAAAACUCUGCUGCAAGGGAAACAUAAGAAAGGAUUGUAUCAGAUUGAAUCAGUCCAGCAAUCAAAAGUAAAACUCAUACAACACUCUCACCAAGCCUUUGUUUUUAACUUGUCAAAUAAGCCUGAAAAUGUAAAGCAGAUGAAAAUGUGGCACAAGAGAUUAGGACACCCCUCCUUUAGCACUCUAGUUAAGGUUCUUGAAAUCUGUAAUAAAAAACCUUCUAUCAAUGAAAGUGAGUUUUUCUGUGAUGACUGUCAACUUGGCAAAUCAUCAUCUCACUCUACUCAACCCCCUGAACUAAUUCACACAGAUAUAUGGGGGCCUUCUCCUGCUGUCUCAGCAUGUGGAUUCAAAUAUUAUGUGUUAUUUUUAGAUGAUUACAGUAGGUUUACCUGGUUAUUUUCUUUAAAACAGAAAUCAAAUAUAGCACGAGUUUUCCAAAAUUUCAAAAUACUAGUUGAGAACCAGUUUGAUAAGAAAAUCAAAUGCAUUCAGUCAGACAUGGGAGGAGAGUAUUUAGGACUUGCUAGUUUCCUACAAAUGCAUGGAAUCAAAAUUCAAUAUUCUUGUCCUCAUACAUCUCCUCAAAAUGGAAGAGCUGAAAGAAAGCAUAGAUAUGUAGUUGAAACAGUAGAGCAAGUUCAGGAAGCUAAGUCCAGAAUAUUACAACUUGAGAAUUAUGAAAUGAGGUUAUCAGCUGAAAGAGGAUUUGAUCCCCAACAAUCUGGCUUUGGUGAAGUACCAAGCUAUGUAGAUGAUCAAGCAAUAGAAGCUGAAACAAAUGAGCCUAAAAUGCAUCAACGACCUAUUGAAAUACAACAGAAAGAAGGUUAUGCUCAUAGAAUGACAACAAGGGCUAAGGCUAAAAUUCACAAGCCUAAGCAGUUUCCUUCAGACUUUCAACUAUAUCUUGCAAAGUGUUCAGAACCAAUGCCAACUGAACCUAUCUCAAUUAAUGAGGCAUUGAAUUUUAAACACUGA